Papaver somniferum (opium poppy) is the source of this 1119-nucleotide messenger RNA. RefSeq names its product ankyrin repeat-containing protein BDA1-like. The transcript has 2 exons. NCBI's taxonomy places the organism in Eukaryota, Viridiplantae, Streptophyta, Magnoliopsida, Ranunculales, Papaveraceae. The coding region runs from base 1 to 1119 and encodes 372 amino acids. Gene Ontology annotation, cellular component: plasma membrane. The record is from RefSeq and is a predicted model, not a curated record. Gene Ontology annotation, molecular function: protein phosphatase regulator activity; protein phosphatase 1 binding.
AUGUCUACAGGGCUUAACGAAAUAGCGGUGACUGGAGAUGUGGAUGCCUUAAUGGCGUUACUUAAAGAGGAUCCAGUUAUUCUCACUCGGUUAAUCACUGGUUUUUAUGGAGAUCCUAUACAUGUAGCAGUUAUAUGUGGUCAUGUAAAUUUCGUGACCAGAGUUUUGAGUAUUAAACCUGAGCUUGCUUAUGAGACCGACUCAGCCCAAUGUUCCACUCUGCUUCACUUGGCUUCGGCAGGAAACAACGCUGAGAUGGUGAAUGUGCUCUUAAAGGUAGCUGCAGAUGCUUGCAAGGCUACUGAUCGAAACGGAAAUACUCCUAUACAAGUUGCAACUAUGAAAGGACGAGCAAAAAUCAUGCAGUUACUGAUUGAUGCUUGUCCUGAAACCAUCCAGGUGCUGACGAGUCGAAAAGAAACUUUGUUACACUUGUGUGUGAAAUAUAACCGUCUGGAGGCCUUAAGGCUAUUGGUGUCACUGUUUCCGCGGGAUGAUAACAAUAACAAUCCAGAAUUCGUGUCAGUUAAUUCAUCGGACGAUAAAGGGAACACUAUCUUGCACUUCGCUGUAGCCGUGAAACAAACCGAGAUGAUACGAUAUCUACUGAGAAAGAGGGACAAUCUACCCGAGCAGGAGAGGGACAAUCUCAUGACAAUCGUUGGAGCAAUAAAUAACAUAAACGACAAUGGUUUCACAGCUCUGGACACCUUAAUGCAAAAUCCAGUAAUAGAUUUUAAAGAUGUAGAAAUUGGUGAUCUUCUUAGAAAUGCAAUGUGGUUUACUAAACAGAGAGCAACAUCCAGCAGUACCACCUACUCAUUAGCAUCCAGGUUAAGAUGUGCAAGUGGUUGCAGUGAGAACUGUAAUGAUUGGCUGACAAGGCAACAGAACGUACUGAUGGUGGUAGCGUCAUUGAUUGCAACCAUGGCAUUUGAAGCUGGAUUAAACCCUCCAGGUGGUAUUUGGCAAGAUAACUCUGUGCUUAAGGAUCAUUCAGGAGAACCUAAGCACUUGGCUGGAACCUCUAUAUUGGCCGACAAUGCCAUGCACAUCCACUUUCUAUACAUGGUCAGUAACACGAUUGGGUUCUUUGCUUCCCUAAGCAUAAUCUUAUAG